Molecule: messenger RNA, 1837 nt
Organism: Oryza brachyantha (malo sina)
Lineage: Eukaryota; Viridiplantae; Streptophyta; Magnoliopsida; Poales; Poaceae
Product: WRKY transcription factor WRKY24-like
Exons: 4
Coding region: 1-1752 (583 amino acids)
Biological process (GO): regulation of DNA-templated transcription
Molecular function (GO): DNA-binding transcription factor activity; sequence-specific DNA binding
Source: RefSeq, a predicted model, not a curated record
AUGACCGCCGCGCCCGGGAGCCUCCAGCUGGUGAACUCGAGGCCCGUCGCGCUCUCCCUGGCGAGCAGGCCGUCGUUCUCCAGCCUUCUGGGUAGCGGCUCGUUUAAGGCCGCCAUGACGACGCCGUCUUCCCUCGCGCCGGCGGCGACCUCGCCGUCGUCCUACUUCGGCGUGUCCUCAGGCUUCCUCGAAUCGCCGAUUCUCUUCACUCCCAGUUUAUUCCCGUCGCCGACGACGACGGGGCCAUUCCCCUCGGAGCCAUUCAGCUGGAUGACGACGCCGACGACGACUGCGCCGGAGAACCAGGUGCAAGGAGGCGUCAAGGACGAGCAGCGGCAGUACUCGGACUUCACGUUCCAGCCGACGGCGUCCACGGCGCCGGCGACGACGUCGACCUCCUUCAUGCAGACCUCCAUGCUAAUGGCUCCAUUGCAAGGGGAGUCGUACAACGGCGAGCAGCAGCAGCCAUGGAGCUACCAAGAAUCGAGCAUGGACGCGGCCACGAAGCCGGAGGACUUCACCACGCCACCAUUCGAGGGGGCCUCGUUGGGGGUCACGGCCGCGGCAAGUGACUUGCUCGGGAACGGCGGGUACACCCAGGUGGCGCCGCCGGCUGCCGGCUUCCGUCAGCAGGGCCGGCGGUCGUCGGACGACGGCUACAACUGGCGCAAGUACGGGCAGAAGAACAUGAAGGGGAGCGAGAACCCGCGCAGCUACUACAAGUGCACCUUCCCCGGCUGCCCCACCAAGAAGAAGGUGGAGCAGUCGCCGGACGGCCAGGUCACCGAGAUCGUCUACAAGGGCGCGCACAGCCACCCAAAGCCGCAGCAGAACGGCCGCGGCCGGGGCUCUGGCGGCGCGCCGUCGUACGCGCUGCAUGGCGGCGGCGCCAGCGACGCGCACUCCGCUGACGCGCUCUCCGGCACGCCCGUGGCGACCCCGGAGAACUCGUCGGCCUCGUUCGGGGACGACGAGGUGAACGGCGUCAGCUCAUCGCUGCAGGUCGGUGCUAACGCCGCCGCCGCCGGGGAGGAUCUCGACGACGACGAGCCUGAUUCCAAGCGAUGGAGGAAAGACAGUGACGGCGAGGGCGUCUCGCUGGUCGCCGGCAACCGGACGGUGCGUGAGCCGAGGGUGGUCGUGCAGACGAUGAGCGACAUCGACAUCCUCGACGACGGCUACCGGUGGCGCAAGUACGGGCAGAAGGUGGUCAAGGGCAACCCAAACCCACGGAGCUACUACAAGUGCACGACGGCCGGGUGCCCGGUGCGGAAGCACGUGGAGCGCGCGUCCAACGACCUGCGCGCGGUGAUCACCACCUACGAGGGCAAGCACAACCACGACGUGCCCGCGGCGCGCGGGAGCGCCGCCGCCGCCGCGCUCUACCGCGCCACCCCGCCGCCGCAGGCGAGCGUCCUGCAUAUGCCCACGGCGGCGCACUCGAGCUACCAGCUGCAGGGCAGCGCCCCCGGCGGCUAUCCCGUCCUUCCAGGCGGCGCAUACGGCGCCGCGCAGGGCGCGUUCCUCGGCGCGCCGACGACGGCGGCGGCGCAGCCCGCGAACGGAGGCGGCUGCUUCGCCCUGUCCGGGUUCGACGACGUGAUGGGGGCCUCUUACUCCUACACGAGCCACCACCACCACCAGCAGCAGCAGACGCAGCCGAGCGACGCGAUGUACUACGCUUCGAGAGCCGCCAAGGACGAGCCGAGAGACGACGGCAUGUCGUUCUUCGAGCAGCCGCUGCUGUUCUGAUGCUGGCCGGCUGGAGGAUGAAUCACACGCCAUGAAUUUGGUCGACAUGCAUGGCAAGAAAUGCCCAUGAACAUAGUGUACAUGU